Molecule: messenger RNA, 1063 nt
Organism: Styela clava
Lineage: Eukaryota; Metazoa; Chordata; Ascidiacea; Stolidobranchia; Styelidae
Product: mitochondrial genome maintenance exonuclease 1-like
Biological process (GO): mitochondrial DNA replication
Cellular component (GO): mitochondrion
Molecular function (GO): single-stranded DNA exodeoxyribonuclease activity
Source: RefSeq, a predicted model, not a curated record
ACUAGACUUCUAACUGUUUAUAAGGAUUUCUUCUCAAUGUCUUGCACAUUCAAACUUUUUUCAAAAUGUCAGACGACAAAAUUUGGUUGUAUGGUGUUUAUGAAUCAAAGGCUAAACAUAAGCAAUACCCAAAAUAUGCUCUGUCCUAAGGAAGAUACAUAUAAUAAAAAUACCUUUUAUGGAGGCAAAAAUUUGAAAAAUUGGACUCAAGAAGAGAUGGAGAUGUUAACAGAGACUGAAAAAUGCCUUCCAUUAAUGGAAACCAUCAUGGAUAGCCCUCUUUUCAUAGAUGAUUGGGAGGAAAUGUCAAAAAAGAAUAAAGAUAAAUAUGCUGUUCUUUCUGAUGUGUUUUCUCACGAUAAAAUUCAGAGUGUGAGCAUUAUUUUGAAAAAUACUAUACAUCCAAUAAAAGAAGCGAUACUGAAUCGUUGGAAGAAGAAAAAAAUCGAGGAACUAGGUGAACAAGGAUUCUUAGAAUACUCAAAAAAUAUCCUAAGCGAGGGACAUCACUUGCAUAAAUUAAUUCAAGAUUUUUUAAAAAAAGUAAUCACAAUUGAAGACGACGGAUCAGCUCAUUGGGAAAGCAUGAAACCAGUUCUUCGAGAAAUAUCACCAGACGAUGUCCAUUGCGUAGAAGCUGAUGUAAAUCAUCCGAUGCUAUUUUACCAUGGUAGACUAGACUGCGCCAUAAAAUAUAAAAACAAGCUUUGCAUUGUGGAUUGGAAAUUAGCUACGAAAAGAAAAGACAAUUUAAAAGAUUUAUAUGAUGCUCCUUAUCAAGUUGCUGCAUAUGUGGGUGCUUUUAAUAUUUCGAAGGACUCUUCAGAGCAAGUAGCUAAUGCAAUUAUUGUACAGGGUUAUCGUGAUGGAUCACCAGCUACUGUUCAUUACUUGAAUGAAUUUGCCUUGGAAUUUUAUUGGAAAGGAUGGCUGAGAAGGCUUGCGAGAAACCAUGCAAGAAAAUUAAAUUCUCAACUAACAGAUGAUAAUUCAUCACAAAGUAAAGAUUAAAUUUCCUAGAAUUCCAGGCGUUGUUAAAGAUCUGUUAGCAUUGAGGAGUGAA